This is a messenger RNA of Anthostomella pinea, 1848 nucleotides long. NCBI's taxonomy places the organism in Eukaryota, Fungi, Ascomycota, Sordariomycetes, Xylariales, Xylariaceae. The record is from the annotation of a GenBank genome assembly.
AUGUUCGGCAGCAGCUCCAGCUCCUCCGCCGCCAAAUCCGACGCCGCGGCCACGGACUCGGCAAACCCAGACAAGAAAACUCCAGCUCCGGACUCCAAGCCCGCUUCGGCUCCUGAUGGAACUCCAUCAAACCCUUCCGGCUCAACUGCCAGCGGCGAGAAGCGCAGUGGUAAUGGCAGCCCGCCCGGACGACAGAACGCGGACAACGGCGACACAGAGAAGAAGCGUAGAAGUAGUGGUGUUGGAAGUAAAGCAAGCAGCCUCAUAGCUAGUGCGAAGAACUCCCUGAACUUCUCCCAGGGCGGCAGGACAAACAGCGACCUCAGUACACAGACGCCUCUGCAAAAAUUGGGCAAGCAGGACCAGUCGCUCGCGGUGCCCCAGGGCCAGCACAACAACUCGGCAGGUGAUUCCAUUCCAGGACCAAGAUCUACCUUCCGCGUCGGUGUCUGGGAGGACAGAAACAAGAAAUGCCGUCGCACCAUGGAAGACACUCACGCCUUCUUGUACAACUUCUUACAUACGCCCGCCCCUCUCUUGGCCCCGGAAACGGGCAGCAAGAGCGUGAAGUCUCAGAAGUCUGGAGAUGAUAAUGAUGCUCAACUUGAGGCAUCAUCGCAAGACAUCAUCGAAACCGACAACGGCUACUUCGCAAUAUUCGAUGGGCACGCUGGAACUUUUGCUGCCGAUUGGUGCGGUAAGAAACUACACCUCAUCCUCGAGGAUUUCAUCCGCCGGCACCCGAACGUCCCCAUCCCUGAACUGCUCGACCAGACCUUCACCAGCGUCGAUACGCAGCUCGAAAAGUUGCCGCUUAAGAACAGCGGUUGCACCGCAGCAGUCGCCGUUCUGCGCUGGGAAGACAGGGUUCCUAACUCGAAUUCUGCAACUGGCUCCCAAGCUAUUGCCCCGGCAGCCGCUGCAGCUUCGAAAGCUUCAGACGCGUCCAAGUCCAAGGACAGUAAGUCGGAAGACGAUGGCAACACCAUUGCGGUCCCAGAAUCAGCUCACGCAAGAUUAAAAGGUACCGCAGUGCGACAACGAGUUCUUUACACCGCGAACGUUGGUGAUGCUCGCAUCAUUCUUUGCCGGUCCGGUAAAGCUCUUCGACUCUCAUAUGACCACAAGGGGAGUGAUGAGAAUGAAGGCAAGCGCAUUGGUAAUGCUGGAGGCUUGAUACUCAACAAUCGCGUGAACGGCGUGUUGGCUGUCACGAGAGCGCUUGGUGAUACGUACAUGAAAGAUCUCGUGACUGGUCAUCCAUAUACCACCGAGACCGUGAUUCAGCCCGAGGUAGACGAAUUCAUGAUCAUCGCUUGCGAUGGGCUCUGGGACGUCUGCUCAGACCAGGAGGCAGUUGAUCUCGUUCGCGACAUACAAGACCCUGUGGCUGCUGCAAAGCUACUUGUCGACCAUGCUUUAGCCCGCUUCAGUACUGACAACCUGUCAUGUAUGAUUGUGCGAUUUGACAAGGCGGCUCUACUAGAUCAGCACAAUAACAAGGAUGAUCCUAUCGGAGUGGAAGGGGAUGCCAACACUGGAGGCGGCAAAGUUAGCGAAUCCGAAAAGAUCGUCAGCUCGACGAAGCGAAAGAUCGCUGAAGGCGACGCUCCAGCUGUUGGGGUCUCAGCCAGCAACAGCGGUCGAGGCCAUGAUCCUAGUCCUAUCGAUGGCGAGCCCUUCAAGCCAACCAUGAUCCACGGUUCGGUGGAGGAAGAACCAUCACAUCUUGAGGACAGCGAUGCCCCAGAGGUCACUUCGGACGCCAUUCCGAACCCCCGUGGCCUUCGAACUCCCGAGCCUACGGCCCCGGCCACCGCGGCGCCGCCAUCUAAACUAAAAUCUUGA